GAACGCUUUACUCUCCUGCUCUCCUGAAGUCUGAAACUCUAUGCCAUGAGUGACAACAGAGAGAGAUGUAGCACAGAAGGAGGCCAGGAGACGCUCAAACCCAACGUUAAGCCUCAGUAUGACAACUGCAAACAGACACCAAGGAAUCCAGAUAAACACAACCGGCCCCCGCGGAGGAGUCGCAGCAGCGAUGGGGAGCGGCGGAGCCGGCGGAGGGAACGAGAGAGGGAGCAUGGGGAGAGGAGGCAGCGUGGCCGGAGCGAGGAGAGGCACAGCCAUGGAAGACCUCCUUUCCAGCCCCCUGAGGAUAACCUGGAUGAGACAGAGUGCCCCGUGUGCUUCUGCUCCUACGACAACGUCUUCAAGACUCCCAAGCUGUUGGCCUGUGGCCACACGUUCUGCUUGGAGUGUCUGGCACGCAUCAACGUCACCUCGGCGGAAAUCAAGUUGCUCUCGUGCCCCGUAUGCCGGGAGGUGACGGAGAUCCGGCACGGGCGUGACCUGCCGCAGCUCGGCAACAACCAGGACAUUUUCCGUAAGCUGCCGCCGCAGAUGCAGCGGGCGCAGUCUGUGCGCUUCGAGCGCAGCAAGGGCAAACUGGUCCUCAAGAAAUCCUCCCCAGGAAGCAGCAAGAAGAGUACGACUCUGCCUGUGUUCCACAAGCAAAAGAGAGAAGGGCAUCUUGACCACAAUGUGCCUGUCAGGGCAAUGGAAGAGGGUCUUGCACCAGUUACCAUAAUAGACGUGGGGAGACCUCCCAACAGAGCGACAGGUCGCUUUAGGAGACUGUUCCGGUCCUACGGGUGCUACUACGCAGUGGUGAUCUUCAUCAUUGUGGUCGCUGUGUCUCUGUUGGUAGUGGGCAUCUUGACCUUUGUGGUGUUGCCAAAUCUGGCAGCUCUAACAGAUAAACCUUCACAUGUAACAAGUCCUCCACGUGGAACUGAAUCCCAUCCCCACAACAGUGAUGGGUAGUGGGAUGCACCAGUCAAGCUGAGGCAAGUACGAGCACGAGACUGCUAGUGCGCAUCACCAUACGGAUCUGCAGAUGGCCCUUGUCCUUUUGUUACCUUUUUCCUUUUAUGUAAGUGAAUAUCAGGAAAACAGAAUACAGAAUAUCAGGAAAAGACUGAAAGACUUUGGCAUGAUGCACUGAAGAUUGCACACCUCUUCUGAAUGCUCUGACCUCAAUAGAAUCGGAAGGGAUAAAUUCUAUUGGGCAGAGGAAAGAGCCUUAUGAUGAAUAUAGAUGAAGGAAGGGUCUUUA
Messenger RNA from Electrophorus electricus (electric eel), 1267 nucleotides. The record is from RefSeq and is a predicted model, not a curated record. NCBI's taxonomy places the organism in Eukaryota, Metazoa, Chordata, Actinopteri, Gymnotiformes, Gymnotidae.